Molecule: messenger RNA, 876 nt
Organism: Cercopithifilaria johnstoni
Lineage: Eukaryota; Metazoa; Nematoda; Chromadorea; Rhabditida; Onchocercidae
Source: the annotation of a GenBank genome assembly
AUGGCGGAGGAAAAGUUCAAUGGUGAUAUUCCGGAAAUGGUGGUUGAUUUCGAUGCUUCUGAUGUGCUUUACCCGGAUAAUAUGGAUGUCGCCAAUGAAGUUGUUGUGGAAACUUAUUUCCAACAACAGCAGCAGGGACAACUGGAAAAUUUGGUGAAUGCGAGCGAAGUAUCUACUGUUCAGCCUUUGGUCCAUGAAGGUUAUGCUAUUCCGGAUAUUCGGGAUUACGCAGAACAGGAUAAUUCCAUUGUUGUCUUGGGUAACGCACUUCAAAAUGCUUUCGAUGGUGAGCAGCGAGAAAUGCUAGAAAUAAAAAGUAAUCCAGAAGACAGCGGUAUAUUCACCACUCACUCAGAAGAGGUUAAUAUCAAUGAAGUAAUGAUCGCUACGAAUUCUCAACCAAAUCGCGCAGACCUUAUAAUCGACCAAAAAAUCAUAAGUGAAAAUCAGGACAUGGAGAUAACGAAAGAAGUAUCGCUGGAACAUGAAGAUAAAUUUGAUCCUGAUUCAGCAGAAAUCAAUAUGCCACUGGUAGUUCGUCAUCAAACUGAAAUGAAGAACAGCGGAAAACCCGAACUAACCAGAGCUACUGAUGGAGACGAUGAUGCUGACGAUGUCCAUAGUGACUCACAAUCUCCAAAUAUCGCUAGUGAAGAAUCCAGCCCACCACAUCGUAUGCUUACCCGUUCUGCAGCCAAAGCCGCUAAAUCGACAUCUCACUCGGCGGAAAUUGAGAAAACACCGAAAAAACGUAAGAUAAGUGAGACGAGUUCAGCAUCAAAUGGUGAUACAACGUCGGCACGUUCUGCACGAACUUCUUUGUUAGCUAAAAAGGUGACAAAGAAACCAAAGCGUUCACGCAUGACACACAAAUAA